Messenger RNA from Seriola aureovittata, 3340 nucleotides. RefSeq names its product uromodulin-like 1. Gene Ontology annotation, molecular function: calcium ion binding; protein binding. NCBI's taxonomy places the organism in Eukaryota, Metazoa, Chordata, Actinopteri, Carangiformes, Carangidae. The coding region runs from base 232 to 3324 and encodes 1030 amino acids. Gene Ontology annotation, cellular component: cell surface; apical plasma membrane. Gene Ontology annotation, biological process: neutrophil migration. The record is from RefSeq and is a predicted model, not a curated record. The transcript has 19 exons.
ACAAAUUCCUCGCUGAAUAUCGGCGCUGAAUCCUAGUUUUUAAUGGCUUUCAAGUCUUUUCAAUUGAUCUACAAAUCCGUUUCAAAUCGGCAUUACUUGAACUUGCUGGGCUUGAUUCCGGCCCCUGAUUCCGGAUUCAGUUCAGUUCACCCAGGUGAGUGACGGCAUCGCACACCUGUCACUUAUUAGGAGUGUCACUUCCAGCCAAGCCUUGACUGUAGUAAACACAGCAUGCUUUCCUUUGCUGGGAGGAAGAAGAAAAUGAACUCUUUACAGUUUUCGUUCAUCUUUUUCAUCCUGGUGCCUCACACCAUAUCAUUUGGACGCUGCGACGAUAUUUCCUUCUCUAUAUGUUGGAUGAGCAAGGACAAAGCUCUGGAAAGGAAAAAUGGAAACAUAUGGCUCAAUGACACGGCACUAAAAUCCAUCAGGAAGGUGGGUAAAGUGACCUCGCUGACUGUGUACCCAGUUGUAGAAAACAAGCUAACACUUCAGUAUGGGGGCUCCGUUCAGGCGUGGACUUUAACAAUCACUCCACGUACAAAGUUCACUAAAAUCCGAGGCCAGAAGAAACCUCUGGGGCAUCCGACAAAUGCCACUAAGGGCCUCCUGGACUCGCUGAGUAACACUGAGGUGUUUGCAUGUGAAAACGGCACGUUAUUCUUCCACCAGGAUCAGAACUUCUUUCUUGCUUUUGGCCACACCAUGCGUCCCCGUAUCAAGCUCGAGUCCAGGAGUCCCUCUAUGCUGCUGGUCUCCUGGGUGGAGAAGAGUCCAGCUAUCAGCGACAGCCACACAGUCACCCUGUACCACACUGAACUGCACUCCUAUAACACACUCAGCAUGGACUCCACCGUCCUUAACCACUACCGCUUCACAGCUCUGGACUCCUGCAGCCCCUAUGUCGCCUGUGUGGAGAUUGCAGGCACUCACUCCUUCACCUGCCUCUCUGCUCUCACUGACCCAGACGUUCCCAAGGACUUUGAGGUGACGUCAUGGAACAGCAGCAGCGUCUCGUUGGUCUGGGAUUGCCCUGAGAACCGCAAGUUCUCUCUCUUCCUCCUGACCACCUUCUACCUCAACGGCACAGACCACAUCACGGAGGAGGUGCCCCUCUGGUACAAGGAGGACGGCUUUGAGUUCACCCUGUCUGACCUGCAGCCCUGCAGCAGGGUGAAGUUUGGCCUGCAGACUGUCUGCCAGGCCGGGACAGAGCCUCGCUACAGCAAGAUGGUCCUGAAUGAUGGAAACUCAGUCCACUCCAGGAUCUCGGCCUUGCGUCAGACAUCGUUUGGCCCCGACAACUACACCCUGAGGUGGGAGGUGAGGAACACCUCGUCCAUUUCCAUGUUCAGAGUUUACCAUGAUGGGGCGCUGCAGGGCACCACGCUCGUGACCGACUACACUGUCGGGGGGCUGCAGUCCUGCCAACAGUACCAGGCCAAGGUGGAGGCACUUUGUGGAGACGGCGUGGUCAUGAGUGCCGAGACAGUCGCAGCAAACACAGGACCUCACGGUGUGUCCGAGCUCAGCUACCGCUCGAACGACUCCACCGCCCUGUGGACCCCCCGCAGCAUGCAGCAGUCAGCCGUGGCCUUCCUGUACGAGCUGUCCCUGGAGAACGGCACCACCGUCCAGAGCAGCCAUGUCACAGACCCCGCGCUGCGUCUCCUGGGGCUGGAGGAAGGGAAGACCUACAUCCUGGACGUGUGGGCGGAAUGUGACGGACCGUGGGAGUCUGAACAUUCUCAUCUGUGGUUUGAGGGAGCUAAUUCGUCUUCAGGGCUCCAUGUGAGGGCUGCAGGAGCUCAGGACUUAGAGCUGCAGUUAGAUCUUUCCAGCAUGGGUCUCACUAUGGUCGUGCCCUGGUCACUGCCUGAGGAUCUGCUGGAUGACGUGUCUGAACCAAGAGCCAGAAUGGGGAAGAUUUUCAAAGAUAAGCUGCAGGAGCUGCUGAAAGAUUUUGAUAAGCCGGCCCGCGUCGAGCUGGCGGCCUUUGAGCCUGCAGACGAGCCGGACAAAACAGAGAUUCUCUUUAUGUCUUUUGAUGCUUCCAAAACUGAAGAGGACGUGCCCCUGACUGCUGAAGAUCUGCUGGAUUACAUCGGCUCCCUGAAUGCAACCAACGUCACAGUUACAGAUGGGGUCAUUCUCUGGGACGGUCACGACCUGUGUGCUUCCUCCAAGCUCACUCUGUGUCCCCGCAAUUCUCUGUGCAUCAACACACUGGGCUCCUUUAUGUGUGUGUGCCGACACGGCUACUAUGACGUGAGUCCUGUCAUCCAGCCUGCAGGGGCUUCACAUCCAGUCUGCAACGAGAAAGGCCUUUACAGCCAGUGUCUGGACAGACAGAUGACUGGUGGAAUAGCUAAACCCUACCUGAGCUCUUACAUCGGUGGGAAGGUUGACGUGAAGCUGAAUGAUGGGCGGUGCUCUGUGGAUGAGAGUGAGAUGUUCUAUUCCUUUCGCACGACACGAAAAUCAUCUGAAUGUGGAACAGAGAGGCGGGUAAACAAAACCCACAUCGAAUUCCAAAACACUUUGAUUGUGACCUUGACCAAAGAGCAUACCAUCAGCCGGCGGGAUCUAAAGGUCAUCUGGAAGUGCGUCUACCCUCGGCACUAUGUUCGCAACGCUCAAGUUAGCAUGGACAUGGAGUGGCUCUCCUCCCUCUCCCUGGUGGAGUUCAACUCAUCCCUGCAGCUGGUCCUGAGCAUGGGCCUGUACAGUGACCCGUCGUACACCUACAGCCACAGGGAUGCCAUAACCCUAAGUCUUGAGGACACGCUGUUCCUCCAGGUGGACCUGCAGACUGACAACUCUUUUGCUUCAGACGUGCUGCUGCAGGUGGAGUCAUGCUGGGCCACUGAGAGCACCGACCCACAGGACACUGUCCAGGGUGUUCUUCUGCAGGAUGGCUGUCCUGUUGACAAUACGUUCCACUGGCUGUCUGUUAACGGCUGGGCACAGAGGAGCAGGUUUUCCAUUCAGAUGUUCACCAUGCCCAAAGGGAUGCCUCUCUAUAUUCACUGCCUGGCCAACAUAUGUGGGCAUGAUCAAGACUGUACCAAGAAUUGCAGCAGCCAGCAGCGCUCCAAGAGGUCAGUGAACCCUGUGGACAGAGAGGGGAAACGUGCUGCUGUAGUGUCUGCUGGACCCCUGGUGGUCAACACGAGAGGGAAGUCAGGAGUCCAACCGUCUUACUGGGCAGAGCACAUGACAAUGAUCUGCAUUGUGGCCGGAUCAAUAGGCUUCUUGGGAGUGACUGUACUCUCAGUGAGUGCAACCAAAGCAAUCAUGACUUACUAUGAACGGCUGCAAUAAAAUGCUUCAAACAUCA